CAGCGAUUAAAAGAUUAGGAUACCUGUGUUGUGCUUGAGGCAUGCAAGAAACAAGGAUCAGUGAGGAACAUCACGGUUUGUUUCCUGACAACUAUGAUCUUGCCAACGCUUACGAAGAUAUUCCUCCAAUUUUAGAUUUGAGUUUUGCCAAUCCUCGUUCUGAAUUCAACGAUCUCUGCGAGGAGAAAGCAGCUUGUGAGGAAGAACAGCUGCUCCCAGGCGGUUGGAGGAAUUGGCGAUGGGAAUUUGAUUCCAUCUUUAGUGGCUUAUCAGGAGAUGGUGUCGUCCCCAAUGGAGACGCCAAGAAUGAAAAUGGGCAUGAUGGCAAUGCUGUGACGAGCGACGACCCCUACCACGUUGAUGAAAACUACGAGGGUUUUUCGAGUUGCUGCGAUCAUGCAUAUUACCAGGGCGAUGCUGAUUAUAAUCCUUGGUCUGGUAAUGGAUACAGAGAGGAAGAUUCGUACAGCUACGGUGAGGAAGAAUAUAAAUCUUGGUAUAGAUAUGGCAUGGAUGAAGUUGGCUUUUGUGAUAGCAUCUUCGGUUACUUCCCCUGUUUGCUAAAGGACCAAAGGCCCUAUGAGUAAUAAACAUAGGACAUGUAAGUCUUGUUAUGACACCUCAAAUUGCACAUUUUUAUCGAUCUUCGUUCUUCUCUUGUAAUCCUAGAAACCAAUAAAAACAUCUGCAUUUA
This is a messenger RNA of Rubroshorea leprosula, 694 nucleotides long. The record is from the annotation of a GenBank genome assembly. Lineage: Eukaryota; Viridiplantae; Streptophyta; Magnoliopsida; Malvales; Dipterocarpaceae.